Molecule: messenger RNA, 2642 nt
Organism: Labrus bergylta (ballan wrasse)
Lineage: Eukaryota; Metazoa; Chordata; Actinopteri; Labriformes; Labridae
Source: RefSeq, a predicted model, not a curated record
GUCUUCAGAUCUUCAGAUCUUCAGGUCUUCAGGUCUUCAGGUCUUCAGGUCUUCAGGUCUUCAGGUCUUCAGGUCUUCAGAUCUUCAGGUCUUCAGGUCUUCAGGUCUUCAGAUUUUCAGGUCUUCAGGUCUUCAGAUCUUCAGGUCUUCAGGUCUUCAGGUCUUCAGGUCUUCAGAUCUUCAGGUCUUCAGGUCUUCAGGUCUUCAGGUCUUCAGAUCUUCAGGUCUUCAGGUCUUCAGGUCUUCAGGUCUUCAGAUCUUCAGGUCUUCAGAUCUUCAGGUCUUCAGGUCUUCAGAUCUUCAGGUCUUCAGAUCUUCAGGUCUUCAGAUCUUCAGGUCUUCAGGUCUUCAGAUCUUCAGGUCUUCAGAUCUUCAGGUCUUCAGGUCUUCAGGUCUUCAGGUCUUCAGAUCUUCAGGUCUUCAGAUCUUCAGAUCUUCAGGUCUUCAGGUCUUCAGGUCUUCAGGUCUUCAGAUCUUCAGGUCUUCAGGUCUUCAGGUCUCCAUCUGCAGCUGGUGGAAGACCCCCCCUCCCUGGCCGCCCCGGGUCUCUCCGCAGCCGCCCCGGGUCUCUCCGCAGCCGCCCCGGGUCUCUCCGCAGCCGCCCCGGGGCUGCCCCGGGUCUCUCCGCAGCCGCCCCGGGUCUCUCCGCAGACCCGGGUCUCUCUGCACAAAGCAGAUGUGAAGCGCAGCAGGAGAACCGGGUCUGAUGAAGAAGACUGGACUUCUCAGAGUCCAUCAGGGUCCGGUUCUGUCAGAGGUCAGUCUAACAAGAGGGGGCCCAGCAGACCCCAGAACCAUGUAGACCUGAGGAUCCGGAUCUUGGAGGACCCCAAGACCCAUGUGCUCUCAAACAGUGCUCUGAAGAAGUGUCCUCUGCUGAAGCUGACGUGUCCUCGAGGUCUGAAGGAGGAGGACCUGGUGGACCUGCUGAGGUCCACUUUCCCUCAGCUGAGUGGAGAAGACAAACGUUUUGACAUCUUGACCUGUGAUAAGAGGAGAAGACUGAAGAGAGUGACGUCAGAACAGAUGGACGGACACUCGAGCUGCACAGAGUCCAAGACACUGCCGCUCUUCAUCCGCCUCAAGACACAAAAUGAACCUCAGGACAACGAGGACAUCUGUCCUCUCCAAGAAAACAGAGACUCUGAAGACGCUGUGUUGACGUGUGAUAAAACCAGCGGCGCUGGUCAGGAGGUCGACGCCAGCGGAGCGGAGGCGUCGUGCAGCUCGAUGUCGCACCAACAAGACGUGGACACAGAGCACGCCAACGAUGACGGUCGAGAGUUCAUCCCAGAACUCUACGAGGACUUUGGAGCGUGCUCAGCUGAAAACAGUAAAGAGGAAGAGACCGAGGAACAAAGAGCGCCCGGUGACAGCGGCGAGGAGGAGUGGAAACCAGACGAGGGCGAGGAGGAGGUGAAAGAGAGCGACGCUGAGCUGCAGCCGAAGACGACCAAGAAACAAAGAGUGCGACGCUUCAAGGCGACGGAGAAAAAGCGCACGUGUAAAGUGUGCAGCGUUUUGCAGAAAUCAGAAGCGGCGCUCGUCAAACAUGCCUGGAGUCACGUGGACGAUCCGAGGAGUCUCUGUGGCGUUUGUGGAGAACGUUUCCCGUCUGAGGCGGCGCUGAACGAACACCUUCUGACUCGCCACAAAACAGCGGACUGCCACGUCUGCGGCGAGUCGUUUUUAAGCGUCCUCGGCCUGAAUGAGCACGUGGCGGCGCACUCGGGGGAGAAAACGUACGAGUGUGACGUCUGCCCCGAGACGUUCGCGUUGAAGGCGACGCUUGAGAAUCACAAGAAACGCCACGAAGCCAGAAAGACGCAUAAAUGUCACACGUGUAAUAAAGUGUUCGAGGCGAGGUCGCAGCUGAACGCUCACCGCGUCACGCACACUCAUCUCUGCGGCGUGUGCGGGAAGUCGCUCAGUGACUACAGGUCGUUAUCACGCCAUAAGAUGACGCACACCGGGGAGAGGCCGCACAGCUGUGAGACAUGUGGGCGGAGCUUCAAACUGGCGGGGACGCUGAGACAACACGAGAAGAUCCACACGGAGAGAGAGCGAGCGUUCCUCUGUGACGUCUGCUGUAAGAUGUUCCUGAGCAGCAAACAGCUGACGCUCCACAUGAGGACGCACACCAACGAGAAACCCUUCCACUGCGCAGAGUGCGGGAAGGGCUUCACCACCAAGGGGCCUCUGACAGUCCACAUGAGGGUCCACACGGGGGAGACACCGUACCGCUGCCCCGACUGCGGUUGGUCCUUCAAACGUAAAGUUCACCUGGAUAACCACGUGACGGUGCACUCCGACCUCAAACCGUUCGUUUGUGGGAUCUGCGGGAAGGCGUGCGCUCGCAAAGUCUACCUGAAGGUCCACAUGAGGACGCACAACGGGGAGAGACCGUACAAGUGCACCCUGUGUGAGAAAGCCUUCACGCAGAGUCACUGUCUGAAGAGUCACCUGAAGAGUCACCUGACCCAGGAAGCUGUGACCUCCUGACCCGGGCGCCGUUUGAGGAUCAGAUCUGUGAAGGUCGGAUUGUUCUACUCCACUUAAAGUCUUAAAAUGUAGAAAUCCAGUCUAUCCUCUAAAAAUAACUCUGUGAGUCAUGACUGUCUACAAUGGGUGUAACACCCGAG